AAAGAGUUCCAACAAACCUUGGCUUGACACCAUCACACAACACUAUUGUAUCAUUAUAUAUUCUUCUCAUUCCAUUCAUUUCUUCCACAAUUACACCCAAACCCAAUCCUCUUCCUCUUCCCUCAAAUCAUAACACAUUUUCUCUCUUUCCCUUCUCUGUUCCGUUCCUUCUCGCGCGAUUUGCAUAUUCCGAAAUUGAGAACCCCACCCGCGCGAAAAUUGAAGGCAGAGAAGGGCAAAAGAUUUGAUCUUUCAAACGAGGAGUUUCUGGGGUGUCCGAAGAUGAGGCUAAACGGUGAAAUCUCAAGCGGAGAAGAAGAAGAAGAGGAGAAACAAACGGGAACGACGACGUUUUCGUCGCAGAAAGUGGUCGUUGGCUACGCUUUAACGUCCAAGAAAAAAAAGAGCUUUCUGCAGCCAAGUUUCACCGGUCUCGCACAGAACAGGGGGAUAAACUUUGUUGCUAUUGAUCUAAACAAGCCACUACCAGAACAAGGUCCUUUUGAUAUUAUCUUGCAUAAGUUGUCCGGGGAGGUUUGGCGUGAGAUUAUUGAGGAUUAUAGGGAAAAACAUCCAGAGGUAACUGUCCUUGAUCCUCCGGAUGCAAUCCAACAUUUACACAAUCGCCAAUCCAUGCUGCAAGAUGUGUUGGAUCUGAACUUAUCUGAUUGUCAUGGCAAGGUUGGUGUUCCACGUCAGCUAGUUAUCACAAAAGAGAAAGACCCCUCUAGUAUCCCUUAUGAAGUCACUAAGGCUGGGAUGAAGUUGCCAUUAGUUGCAAAACCGCUAGUUGUUGAUGGCACUGCAAAGUCACAUGAACUAUUUCUUGCUUAUGAUGAAUUCUCUCUUUCAGCGGUUGAACCUCCACUGGUUCUACAGGAGUUUGUCAAUCAUGGUGGUCUUCUCUUUAAGAUUUACAUUGUUGGGGAAACCAUAAAGGUUGUGAGGCGUUUCUCUCUUCCUAACAUCAGUAAGCGUGAACUAUCAAAAGUUGCUGGUGUAUUCCGUUUUCCAAGAGUUUCAUGUGCAGCCGCUUCUGCAGAUGAUGCUGAUCUAGAUCCUAAUAUCGCUGAACAUCCACCAAGACCUUUAUUGGAGAGGCUUGCAAGGGAGCUCCGUCAUAGAUUGGGACUCCACUUGUUCAACAUAGAUAUGAUUCGAGAAUAUGGAACCAAGGAUGUGUUUUACGUCAUCGACAUCAACUACUUUCCUGGAUAUGGAAAAAUGCCAGGCUAUGAGCACGUAUUUACAGAUUUUCUACUUAGCCUAGUGGAGAGUAAAUGUAGUAAUAAGAAACUUGCUGCCUAAACUAGAGCAGGUUAGUAGAUGCAUUGAACAGGGCUGUUCUUGCUGGUGGCUUUCUUAAAAAUUUAUGCAAAUUAGUAUGGAAUUUCAAUGAAGCCACCAAAAUGUUGAAAAAGGUCGAAAUAGGGUCUGUCUAAUUUCUCCCUCUCAAUAAUGAGCGAAAAUGCCUUUAUUGUAAGUUAUAAUAUAUGCUUAUAUCCAAAUCAAUGAAAGUUUUGGUGGUGCUAAAUAACUGCUAAGAUUUAAAUUUCA
Molecule: messenger RNA, 1557 nt
Organism: Glycine soja
Lineage: Eukaryota; Viridiplantae; Streptophyta; Magnoliopsida; Fabales; Fabaceae
Product: inositol-tetrakisphosphate 1-kinase 3-like
Exons: 10
Coding region: 283-1308 (341 amino acids)
Biological process (GO): inositol trisphosphate metabolic process
Cellular component (GO): cytoplasm
Molecular function (GO): inositol-3,4,5,6-tetrakisphosphate 1-kinase activity; inositol-1,3,4-trisphosphate 5-kinase activity; ATP binding
Source: RefSeq, a predicted model, not a curated record